This is a messenger RNA of Aplosporella prunicola CBS 121167, 3171 nucleotides long. RefSeq lists its product as uncharacterized. Lineage: Eukaryota; Fungi; Ascomycota; Dothideomycetes; Botryosphaeriales; Aplosporellaceae. The record is from RefSeq and is a predicted model, not a curated record. The transcript has a single exon. The coding region runs from base 1 to 2952 and encodes 983 amino acids.
AUGAGACUACGACAACAAACACCAGCCGUCACGUCUCGCAAUCCAUUUGGUCUAUCAACCAUGAAUUCGAAUUCGAAUCCACUUGAACAGCCUCAGGGCACCAGCUCCUUCGAGGGAACCGACUACUCUAGUACCCCAACCGUUAAUCACCAGCACAGGGUCAACGGCAACGAGGCAGAUGCCAACGUGGAUCCCAGGUACGUAGGUCCGAGUUCCCUAACUCGCGAUUUUGCUCACAGAGAUCAUAGGCUAGCCAUUAUGCAACAGUAUCACGACGAAAGGUUCCCCGCAAACCGUCAUCAGAACGGGUAUGCGCAACACCCGCAGCUUCAGUACCUCCAGCAAGCGGCUUUUCCGCCAACUCCAACCGAAUCGUCGAGUCAGUAUACUGGAGUAUCGAGUCCAUAUGGAGGUAUCCAGAACCCGCACCCCUACCUGAGUGAGAAUCACCACGGUUCUCAGGAUCUCAACCAAAACCCCCCUCAAGAUUAUAACCAGAUCGCCCACCAUGAUCCUAAUCAUGACUUCUAUCAGCAGCUCAACCAGAACCUCCACCAAGCUCUUCAACCUGCCCCAGCUCUACAGCAUGCCCCAGCUCUACAGCAUACCCCGGCUCUACAACAUGCCCCAGCUCAUGUGCAGGCCGGUAACCAGAAUCAGCCAACUGCUCUGCACCUCUUGCUGGAGUCGGAGAUUCCCAAGGGACAGUAUGCGCCUGGUGCCCCGUACCCCCCUACUGACUACGUUGUCGCACCUCGCGGAACGGAAGGAGAUCACACAUCUUACGUGCAGGGACAAGAAUGGCUUUCUGAAGACAACUUACCCCGUCGCGUUGGACUCCUUGUGCAGGUCGCCGAUCCUCCUAUCGAUGCACCGGAGAUGUUGAGGAAUCCUGUCACGAACCAGGUGGUAGUCGGGGCCAACGGACAUGGCCUCAGGGAUCUCCCGAUAUUGCCGAGGACUAUCUCCAGUUUGGUCGAACCGUGGCGCAUAUAUGUAUGGCUCAAGUACGACUCCCGCGUGGCAUACAAAGACAUCGUUAACAGGUUCCCCAAGCCAAAAGGAACUAGGGCGCAGGAUAUCAACAAGGAGUGUCGAAGAUUGACAUCUGCUGCCACGAGAUGGCAGCAGAGGUACUCAGGCUUGCCUGGAAACCAUCGGAAUGUUGGAAAGGAUAAGAACGAUAAGCACAAGGAGGACAUGAAGCUGAUACAAAAUCUAUCCGACGAGCAGAUCCAGUUCAACACGGUCUGGAACCUGCGCCCAGGUGCCUCAGAUGAUACACGAUACAUUCAGCAGCCGCAACUCCUGAAGAACAACCCCAACAACCAAAAUGGGAUGUGGCUGGCCCAUGCAACCAACAGGAUGAGUGAGCGCGUCGCGAAGAUCAUCAACGACCUCCGCAGUAUCAAGCAGGAAGCGAACGAAGCUGGGUAUGAGGAUUGGGAGAAAUACUGGAACGAGAACACAAACAAAUGUACCACUGUCAACAGAGGUCAUGGCAAGCGCACUCGCUCCAGGAAGGAGCCGCAAAACCCCGACGCGGCAGUAGCUCCCACGAUGCAGGCCCCUCCGGCCACUUUGGCGGCGAUGGGUGCGGCGCCUGCUGUUCCUCAAGGAGGAUAUCACCAGGCAGGUGCACCGAUAACUGGGCAGGCGAUGCUUGGUGCGGAAGCGGGGGCACUGCUCAAUGGCAUCCAAGUCCCGAACACGAUUGCACCGCCCACGGCUACAACUUCAAACAGCACUUCCAGGAAGCGCCGUGCUUCCGCGGAUCUGCCUGGUCGCUCCGAACUGGACGGUCCAGCCACACAAGGCCCACAGAAGCGUCGUCGUAUUGGAACUGAGAUUCCACCCAUUGCCACAACUUCGCCUAUCAUCUCCAGGAAGCGCGGUGCUUCAGCAGCCCUGCCUGAUCACGAUGAUCCGGCCACACAAGGUCCGGCAAAGCGUCGUCGCAUCGAGACCGAGUUGUCGGAGACUCUUUCGGAGCUUGACGAAGAAUCUCAAAUGAAGUGGCUUCGUAAGCAGUACCGGAAGAUCAAUAAGGCGAAGGCAGCCAGGAAGUACGAUAACCGGUACAGCAGGUCUGGGAUCCGAGACAGCCUGAAGAACCUCAAGGCUGUACAGAACUUCGCCUCGGAGAACUUCAGCGAAGACCCUCUGCUCAACGACUGGAUCGGAGAGACAGUUGAAAAUGGAGAGGCCGAACUACUCGCUGCAUACAGUUCACCUACUCCACAGCCCGAGCCGCAACCGCGCCAAAGGGCGUCCGCUCUGCCGGCUGUUCAGUCGCGUUCGCGCCAGUCCCCGAUCUUCUCAGACCCUCCUUCCGGAGGCAGAGCCUCCCAAUCAAGACGGGAACGGUUAACUCCAGAGCAAGACACUAUGAUCCAAGGGUUGACAAAUACCAGCAGGGUUUGUGAUAACGCUGCGUGCCCAAACGAUGAGUUUGACUCGUCGACCCCUUUCAUCCCUUGUGCUUUUUGUCACAGGGUAUUCUACUGUGGUGAGGCGUGCUUGUGGAAUGGCUUGGAUAGGCACCAUUUUCAAUGCACUGGACCUCAAUUGGGCGAGGCCAGCAACUUCGAUCCCAGCAACAUCGAUCCUCAAUUAAGGGACGCUGGCAACACAGCAGAAACCGUCCCACAGUACGCAGGCCCUAGCAACGGUGAGAGCAGCUCUCGGAUCCAGCAGGGUGAGCAGGCACCCGUACCUCUAAGCCCGUACAUCAUAGCUCACAGGCUCACUGAUGAUUACCAAAUGCAGUUCCUGGUGUAUGAUGGUGCAACUGAUUGGGUCAACCGGGAAGAAGCCAUCCAACGCACAAGUGAGCAAAAGUUCUUGCUUUACUACAAUUUCGAAGUCAACAAGCUUGACGAUGAGUGGGACCCAGCAUUCGUUGCUUUCCAGCCUUGGGGGCUUCACAAUGAUGAGGUCAACUUCACAUAGGAUGGGAUGACGGACGGUUUGGAGGAUUGAUAGGCGGGCGUUUGUACGCUUCCAACGAGGUGAAUGGUGCUAGAUGCUCUAGCACUAAGGACUGAUGAUUGAUGACUGAGAUAUAUGCAUGUAGCUAGAUUUCUGAGUCAAAUAUGGUGCGAUAGAACGACUGAGAAGUAUUUGUUGAGCGAAUUGUUUUCUUCUGUUAGAGCCUCACUAUAGUUUUUG